Helicoverpa zea (corn earworm) is the source of this 3411-nucleotide messenger RNA. RefSeq names its product gamma-aminobutyric acid type B receptor subunit 2 (gene GABA-B-R3). The coding region runs from base 1 to 3279 and encodes 1092 amino acids. NCBI's taxonomy places the organism in Eukaryota, Metazoa, Arthropoda, Insecta, Lepidoptera, Noctuidae. The record is from RefSeq and is a predicted model, not a curated record. Gene Ontology annotation, biological process: G protein-coupled receptor signaling pathway; gamma-aminobutyric acid signaling pathway. Gene Ontology annotation, cellular component: membrane; G protein-coupled receptor heterodimeric complex. The transcript has 16 exons. Gene Ontology annotation, molecular function: G protein-coupled GABA receptor activity.
AUGGCUGCUUCUGCCGACCUUCCAAAACGCAAAUCUAACCGCAUCGUGUCCAUCCUGGGUCUCUUCGAGCUGUCAGUUGGAGACGCGCCCCGAGCUGAUGGAGUAUCAGAGCUGGCUGCUGCAAGACUGGCUGUGGAACAUGUGAACAAGCGGGGUCUGCUGCCAGGGUAUAGGCUGCAUCUCAUCACUAAUGAUACUAAGUGCGACCCAGGAGUAGGAGUGGACCGUUUCUUCCACGCGCUGUACACGGAGCGAGACUCCCGCAUGGUGAUGCUGCUGGGCACUGCCUGCUCAGAGGUCACGGAGAGCAUCGCCAAGAUUGUGCCCUAUUGGAAUAUUGUGCAGGUAUCGUUCGGGUCCACUUCACCAGCUCUGAGCGACAGGACGGAGUUCCCUCUGUUCUGCAGGACGGUGGCUCCUGACUCCUCACACAAUCCUGCUAGAAUUGCCUUCAUCAGGCAAUUCGGCUGGGACACAGUAACAGCGUUCUCCCAGAAUGAGGAGAUAUACUCCUUAGCUGUGAACGAGCUAGUCACCCAGUUGGAAGCCGCCAACAUCACGUGUGCAGCUUCCAUCACCUUCGCGGAAUCGGAUUUUAAGGAGCAACUGCAGCAGCUCAAGGAGCUGGAUACCCGCAUCAUCAUCGGCAGCUUCUCACAAGAGAUGAUACCCAAAAUAUUCUGUGAGGCCUUCAGACUGGGCAUGUUUGGCGCGGAAUACGCGUGGCUGGUCUCCGGUAUGCCGCCGAGGAUCCGUGGUGCUCCUCCAUGUGCCAGGCCUCAACUUGCCAGGGCUUUAGAAGGACUGGUCACUGUGACUGCGCACCGAGGCAUUGUGGGCGAUGGCGCUUCUUUCUCUGGGUUGACCAACGAAAUGUUCUACCGUGAGAUGGAAGCUGCAGGAGUUGCAGUGUCUCCUUACGCCCCUCAAACAUACGAUGCAGUGUGGGCCAUAGCCCUAGCUUUGAGCAAAGCUGAACAGCUCUGGAGGUCCUUAGGCAACCGAAGGAGUGAUGGAACGAACUCCACCAGACUUGGAUUGAGCCAUUUUGAUUAUGAUAGACAGGAUAUGGCGAAGGAGUUCCUUGAUCAGCUCGCGAAUCUUAGCUUUGUUGGUGUUUCGGGCCCUGUCUCAUUCAAUGGUGCGGACAGAAUAGGUACCUCAGCUUUUUACCAAAUCCAAGGUGGCAGACCAAAGACCGUAGCCCUCUACACCCACGGUCGCGAGAUGACCUGCCCUGACUGCGCCCGACCCCAGUGGGCGGGCGGAGUACCAGCGGCUCGAAGAGUCCUGGUCCUCCGGGUUGACUCCGUGUGGGCGCCAGCUAGGAUGGCUGUGGCUGCGUUAGCGGCUUUGGGAGUCGCGUUAGCACUGGCCUUCUUGGUCUUCAACUUGCAUUAUAGUAAACGGAGGUCAAUAAAGCUAUCAUCUCCGCGGCUGAACAACAUGACGCUGAUCGGCUGUGUGCUGGUGUACACGGCAGUCGCACUGUUAGGCGUCGACAACGCCACCCUGCCGUCCUAUGUGCCGUUCUCUGCUAUGUGCACAGGAAGAGUUUACAUAUUGUCUGCUGGAUUCUCGUUGGCUUUUGGCUCAAUGUUCGCAAAGACUUAUCGAGUGCAUAGGAUAUUUAUCAGCAAUCGCAGUGGAGUAUGCAAAACCAAGUUGCUUCAAGACACGCCACUAAUAUCCCUGGUUUGUGCUCUACUGGUGAUCGAUGGGAUGAUAGUCACACUGUGGGCCAUGCUGGAUCCCAUGGAGAGGCAUCUUAAGAACUUGACUACGGAGAUCAGCACGACGGAUAGAAGUGUGAUUUAUCAGCCUCAGAUAGAAGUCUGCAAAUCCCAAAACACGACCGGUUGGUUAUGCGCCCUCUACGCGUACAAGGGUCUACUCCUCAUCGUCGGCGUCUACAUGGCCUGGGAGACCAGAAAUGUCAAGAUUUCUGCCCUUAACGACUCCAAAUACAUCGGAAUCAGUGUCUAUUCCGUGGUAAUCACCAGUGCCAGCGUUGUGGUGAUUGGAACUAUAAUUUCUGAAAGGGCAACCCUAGCGUAUAUAUCGAUAACCAGUCUGAUUUUGAUUACUACGACUUCGACUUUGUGUUUGCUGUUUUUGCCGAAGAUUGUUGCUAUUAGGAGUAAUGAAGACCCCGUAAUACAAAGCAUGGGCCUAAGACUAGAGUGUAAGACGAGAAGAUUCGUUACAGACGAGACGCAGGAGUUACACUUCAGGAUAGAAAUACAGAACAGAGUGUAUAAGAGAGAAGUCGCAGCGUUAGACAAGGAGAUAGGCAGACUUGAGAAGCUGUUGGCAGAACCACUAGACUCGGCUAGUGGAUCUAAUGCUUCGCUAUCUUUGCAUAAAAGAACUGAACUAAACACAGUGGAAGAAGAAGGCAUGGCUCACGCAGCCAACGAGCGCCGCACCCCGAGCGUCAGCGGCGGCCUGCCCAUGCUGCUCCUCUCCGUCCUCCCGCCAGUCAUCCCCCGCGCCAGCUGGCCCUCCACCGACGCCUUCCGAGGACGCAACUCCGUCAGUUUCAGCUCACAACCAAAACUCAACUACAGAAAAUCACAACCAGCCAUAGACCUAUACAACCUUUGCCUCAACAAAAGAGAAGAACACACCGGUCUACUCAGCAGGAUAAAGAGCUUCUUCGGAAGCAGUAGACCGACCAGCAGGAAAGCUUCAACCAUGUCUAUAGCAGACCCCACAGGUGCAAGCAUAGCGGCUGCACUCAAAAUGCAUGUGGGCAUGAUAGCAGGACUUGUUCCAGGGAAUAGAAAACACUCCAUGGUAUUAUCCUGUAACACCCUUCAUGUACCCCAUCCUGAGUUAAAGUUAAGGAGAGAAUCUUACGCGAAAAGCGGUCCUAUUAUACGAGUGACUGAUGACGAGCCCUCGUGUUCGUAUGUCCCCGAACCUUCGAGACCUUUGCCUCAGAAGUAUAUUGCUGAACCGGAGACGAAAGUGAACUUCGUUCUGCCAGCUACGCAUCAAAGACCGAUGUCUCAUCAGAAUUCUUGUGAGAAAAUUAAAGGUUCUCCAAGGUUUCCGCAUAGGAUAGCACCUUCAGCUGCCAAUAGCUUGACGACUCUUGAUACUCGGAGGAAAACCAGCGCUGAUAGUGUGUUUAACAUAACUGCCAGGGUGUUUGAGGAGCAGAGACGGUACAGUCAUCAGAAUGUCAACCAAGAUGCGAAAGGGAAGUCGGUAUUAGAAAGCAGAUGGAAGUCUACAGAAGACGCGAGACCAGGUCCUUCUUCUAGAGAUUAGACAUGUGUGAACAGUGCCAAACAUAUUCCAAAUUAGUGUGGAGUUAUUAUAAAAAUAUAACAUGUUUAGAUACCAAAGUUAUCUGGAACGAAAAUACUCGUUUUUUUUUUUCUUCAAAUUUCUUAUUAUUUC